Eimeria mitis is the source of this 390-nucleotide messenger RNA. RefSeq lists its product as uncharacterized. Lineage: Eukaryota; Apicomplexa; Conoidasida; Eucoccidiorida; Eimeriidae. The transcript has a single exon. The record is from RefSeq and is a predicted model, not a curated record. Bases 1 to 390 code for a protein of 129 amino acids.
AUGCUGCUGCUGCAGGAGCAGCUGCAGCAGGAGCAUCUGCUGCAGCAGCAGCUUCAGCAGCAGCAGCAGCAGCAGCAGCAGCAGCAGCAACAGCAGCAGCAGCAGAAGCGAGACUCCCCUCCCUACAGACCCCAUCAAAGGCAGUGUUGUAACUUACAGCCGCUGCUGCAGCAGCAACAGCAGCAGCAGCAGCAGCUGCUGCUGCUGCUGCAGCAGGAGAAACCGCUGCAGCAGGAGCAGGAGCAGCAGCAGCAGCAGGAGCAGCAGCAGCAGCAGCAGCAGCAGCAGCAGGAGCAGCGGCUGCAGAAACUGCAACAACAGCACCUGCUGCUCCUGCUGCAGCAGGAGGAACCGCUGCAGCAGCAGCAGCAGCAGCAGCAGCACUUGUGA